ACCACUUCUUUGACCUGUCGGCAGUUAUUCUGAGGAGGCUUAACAGAAAUUUCAGAAAAAAAAGUCUUGUUUUCCGAGGCUGUUGAGCAUAUCCUCCGCCAUGGCAUCACUGACAUCUUCCAGCCGCAGAUCUUCCUCUUCCUACCGCUCAUCGUCACGUUACAGCACCUCCAGCUCCUACCGGUCGGAGGGCUCGCUGGGCGGGUCGUCCGAUUCUCUGGAUCCUCUUUUCGAGCCGUUUCUGGACUCUGCUGAUCACUCCGGCCUGUUUGGAGACGAGAGUCCGGUGGGAGCCAGCUGUUUGACCCCCUUCAGCAGGCACAACAGGUCCUCCUAUGGACACUCUGCUCCUGUAGGCGGCGCUGUGACGGGCCGGCAGAGCAGCACAGGUGGCGGCGUGCGAUGUCUGGGAGACAGCUACUACAUGUCAGCUGACGUCAGCCAGUUUGAGCCACAUGACGUAGUCGUGAUGGCGUUCAACCACCAUGUUGUCAUUCACGCCCAGAAGGUACUAGACGAUGGAAGCGUCAGUGACACGUUCACCCAUAAGUCCCUGUUUCCGGAGGAUAUGGACCCAUUGUCGGUCAGCGGGACUCUUAACCCUGAUGGUACCCUGGUGGUGAGCGUCCGCCGGACCACAGCGCUGGGCGGGCUGGAGGGCGUCCCCACCUACCGCACUGAAGCUCACCUUUGACUUGUGGCCUCAUAGUGCUUCUCACAGUAUCUCAGCUACCAUUGUUUGAAUAUUAUUAUUUUAUAGUGUUGUCAGUGACGUACACUCACCUAUGAAGUCAAUACAGGAAUUAGAAAACUAGUGCACACUUUGGAUCAGAUCCAUUGGGGGUCAGAUAUUUUCAGGUGUCUUUGAUUCUUUACUAAUAAAACCCUCUGAAAUGUAUGUUUGACUUACAAGAACUUGCCUGAACUCAGUUUAACUAUCUUUUUAUUUAAACGAUGUAAUUAUAAUUUUACUUUUUCAAUCUUGUAAAUGUGUACUUUUUACAGUGUGGUGUCAAACUAAGUUGUAUGAGG
This is a messenger RNA of Sebastes umbrosus (honeycomb rockfish), 1032 nucleotides long. RefSeq names its product heat shock protein beta-7-like. Lineage: Eukaryota; Metazoa; Chordata; Actinopteri; Perciformes; Sebastidae. The coding region runs from base 101 to 694 and encodes 197 amino acids. The transcript is spliced from 3 exons. The record is from RefSeq and is a predicted model, not a curated record.